This is a messenger RNA of Spirodela intermedia, 781 nucleotides long. NCBI's taxonomy places the organism in Eukaryota, Viridiplantae, Streptophyta, Magnoliopsida, Alismatales, Araceae. The record is from the annotation of a GenBank genome assembly.
AUGGGGCUCGGUAGGAAGAAUCUGAAGAGAGAAUCACACGGAGCUGGGGGAUUCUCUCUUCAAGAGAACCAGAGUAUCAUGCAAGUCGUUUCUCUAAGGGGCUCCAACAUUAUCGAGGUACAUUCCCAUUCUGGCUUAUCUCGUUCUUGGCUGACUCCCACUUUGGGAAAGUAGUAUCAAUCUGUGCGAUCUAUGGUGAUAGUAUCUCUGGUGUCAGGUCAUGGACGCCGAGGGUGUGAAGUCUCUGGCUCUAUUCCCGGCCCGGUUCCAGAAAAGCUUGUGGAUAAAGCGAGGUCUGUGGGGGAUGAAGCGAGCAACCAGGCUCAGGCUUUUCUUGAAGAAAUGCUUACUUGCUUCAACGUGUUAAACGACUGUCUGCAGGUAGUUUCGUCGUGGUGGAUGGGAGCGGAAGGAAGCAGGCCCUCGACUCGGGGAGCAAGGUGGCCUGUCUGGUCUCCCAGGUCCUCUUCCACGAACAGGUCCGGGUGCUUCGGAGAUCCCCAGAGUGGUACGCCUCUGGUCUGAACAUCAGAGUUUCAUUGAUCGCUGUUGAUUAUGGGUUAUGCUUCCCUGUGGAUUUCUUCUCAUGGGUUGGGGUCCCUGCAGGCCAGAGGCCUUCAGGGGCACAGCUGAGGAGGACUCAAGCAGCCGCCAGCAGCCACCAGCCGGGCCCGACUCCGACGAAGAGGAGGACGAUGAUCAGCUCCCACCGCUGGAAGCCAACUUGAAUCAUAGCAGACCCACCGACCUGUGCUCAGAUUCUGACUCAGACUUGGGCUGA